Molecule: messenger RNA, 399 nt
Organism: Rotaria sp. Silwood1
Lineage: Eukaryota; Metazoa; Rotifera; Eurotatoria; Philodinida; Philodinidae
Source: the annotation of a GenBank genome assembly
AUGCAAAUAUAUUUCCCUGUUCUUCGAUUCACACAUGUGGAUGAAAAUGUUUUCUUAGCUUCACUAUCAACAACAACCUUAGUCACUGAUAUUAGUAGAGGAAAUCAAAGCGGAUCACCUUGUUCAUCGUAUACAACCAUCGAUGAUCUGUCCCGAAAUAUUGCUCAAGUAUCAUCGCAGGGUUCGUGCGAUGAUGGACCACCAUUCAAUACGAGUAAUGGUGGCUCUCGGAUACGAUUUAUUGGUACUGGUGGUACUAUUAUUCCAUUAACAUCGCUUGGUAUGGGUCACUGUAGUGCUUAUACAGAAGGUUGGUUCAAUGGAACGCUACCAACAACAGUGAGUGCUGUAGUUACUGGAACUGUAUGCUUCACAAUAUCUCGAGUGCUUUGUAUUUAA